AUUGAGUGGCCUGCGCAGUCGCUGCGCAGAACUGACGCGCUCGAGGCCCCCGCGGGAGCGCGCGCGCCGACAGCUGAUGAUGCGCGCGAAUGAGCCGCGGGUGCGCGCACUGACAGCCGAAGGUUCUCCGCGAUGACGGACACUCCGAUGGCCCAUCAUCAUCAUCUCCAGCAGCAGCAUCAGCAUCCGCAUCCCUGAGCUCCGGACAGCAUCAGCAUCAUCCUCAUCCUCACCGGUCCUCCAUGCAGCAGAGCCGCCACGCAGCGCCUGUCGCGUUUCUCGCCGUCUGUCCUCGCUCCUCCUCCGCCAUCCUCUGCGUCUGAAGCCGCUCCGCGUCCAUCACCUGCUCGCCGUGUCCCGUCUCCAUCCUCCCGCAGGAUGCUGUCCUACACCGGGAUGCUCGCGCUGCUCCUCGCGAUGCUCCCAUAUGUAUCAUCUCAGAACGCUGGGUUUGUGAAGUCGCCAAUGUCAGAGAUAAAGCUCACAGGAGACGCCUUUGAGCUGUACUGCGACGUGGUGGGUAACCCCGUGCCGGAGAUCCAGUGGUGGUAUGCCGAUAUUAACAGGGCGGACUCCUUCAAGCAGCUGUGGGACGGUGCCCGCAAGCGACGGGUGUCCAUCAACACGGCGUACGGUGCCAACGGUGUGAGCGUGCUGGCCAUCUCCCGCCUCACGCUGGAGGACGCCGGGAUCUACGAGUGCCGGGCCAGCAACGACCCACGCCGCAACGACCUUCGCCAAAACCCGGCCAUCACCUGGAUCCGAACGCAAGCCACCAUAUCCGUGCUGCAGAAGCCACGAAUCAAUGCUUCUGAUCAGGAGAUUUUGCAGCCUAAAAGCGUGCAGGAGUUGCCCAUCACCCUUCAGUGUAACCUCACUAACUCACACAGCACCCACCGGGAGACCUUCUGGAUGAAGAACGGAAAGGAGAUUUCCAAAACAAGGACAGAGCACAAACACACCGAGUUCAAGUUAAGUAAACCGAGGACAGACGAUUCGGGUGAAUACAUGUGCGUCUACACCUUUAAGUCUGCUCCCAAUGCCAACGCUUCCAUUGAGGUCAAAGCUGCUCCUGAAAUCUUCGGCCACAAACGAAGCGAGAACAAAAAAGAAGGUGAAAAUGCGACGCUGUACUGCAAAUCAGUGGGAUACCCGCAUCCUAUGUGGUUGUGGCGCAAGAAAGUUGGUCGGGGAUCUUACAUUGACAUUGACAACAGCACCGGCCGCUUCUUCAUCAUCAACAAAGGCAACUUCACAGAACUGAGUAUCAUCAGUCUGGACAUCAGCACAGACCCGGGCGAGUACGUCUGCAAUGCCUCCAACAUCAUCGGCUCCAAAGAGUCCAUGACUAUCCUGCGGGUGCGGAGUCACCUCGCCCCGCUGUGGCCUUUCCUGGGCGUCCUGGCCGAGAUCAUCAUCCUCGUGGUCAUCAUUGUGGUUUACGAGAAGCGCAAGAGGCCGGACGAGGUUCCAGAUGGUGCACCAAUAAAAACUAACUCCACGAACAACCACAAAGACAAAAACGUGCGACAGCGGAACGCCAACUGAGCCCACAGACCAACAUAGAAGAAAGCUGAAGAUGACCAACUGCAUAUCCUGACCAUACAUAUCCGAGGAGAGGAGACGGUCCUGGCGAUUUUCAGCGACGCAUAUCCUGCCUCACGUGGAGAAGAAAACAACAAUAAUGACAGCAUUACACUGGCAGAAACGAACAAUAAAGACUGUCUUAAGUUUGCCUUAUUCAGGCUCAUGAUCUGUGUGAAUGUGGAUGCUGACUGAACCCAUUCUGAAGGUGAUGAUGAAGAUGAUUUUACUACAUGUGCUGUUAACGUUGCAUUUGGUUCGUUUAUCAUGCCCUCCUGCUGCACUAAUUCUUUUUCAUAUCUACAUGUUGUCUCGAAUGCAUGCAAUAACAUAAUCGAAUAAGAUUCAGAUAUAGUUUUUCUAUUGUUACUUUAAGUGGCGUUGCAUCCAAAUGAAUAGCCAGUGUGUGUGAGAGUGUGUGUGUGUGUGUUUUUAAAGAAAUUUAAAUGGAUAAAAAAGUAAGGAAUCAUUGAGAUCUUUGUACAGUUUAUCAUCUAAUAAAACAAUACUAAAAGGAGGUGUUUUGUCUUAAACUAGAAUGCAAGAACCUUUGUGAGUGACAGAACAGUAUUUAAUCUUAAAGCUGAUAUUGUAUUAAAUGAAAUGGAUACAUGUAACAUUUAUUUUCUAGCGUUAUUUAGACGUCUCGUACACGUGGUGCUGUAAGUGUUCAAAUAUUACAAUAGCAUCUGUAAAAAGGAAAAGAAUAUAUCUUUUUUUGUAAAUGUCCUGUUUCUUUUUAGAGAAAAGAUGAUUCUUGUACAGCAUGGCUAUAAUCCUAUGCAAUAUGUAUUCAUAUAGACCUACUGACAAUUGUAAGGUGGGGCGGGUUUGUUUCAUUUCAGAGAAUAAAAAAGCUUUAACGGGACAGUUCAGAGAUAAGGGUGCUUCGCAUUUGAAAUGCACUGCUGUAGUUGCAUGACAACUCCUGAUCAAUACAGUGUGUGUCAUCAUGACAACGGACCAACAUUAAAGGGAGGAAGUGGGUGGAGCUAAAGCCAUUACAAACUAUGUGAAACCAAUUGUUUCCUUUUUCAGAAUAAAGCU
Messenger RNA from Sinocyclocheilus anshuiensis, 2631 nucleotides. RefSeq names its product neuroplastin-like. Lineage: Eukaryota; Metazoa; Chordata; Actinopteri; Cypriniformes; Cyprinidae. Gene Ontology annotation, biological process: axon guidance; dendrite self-avoidance; homophilic cell-cell adhesion. Gene Ontology annotation, cellular component: plasma membrane; axon. The record is from RefSeq and is a predicted model, not a curated record. The coding region runs from base 379 to 1548 and encodes 389 amino acids. Gene Ontology annotation, molecular function: cell-cell adhesion mediator activity. The transcript is spliced from 9 exons.